This is a messenger RNA of Ornithodoros turicata, 4782 nucleotides long. Its product is annotated as death-associated protein kinase 1-like. The transcript has 20 exons. Lineage: Eukaryota; Metazoa; Arthropoda; Arachnida; Ixodida; Argasidae. Gene Ontology annotation, molecular function: NF-kappaB binding. Gene Ontology annotation, biological process: signal transduction; cellular response to tumor necrosis factor. Bases 291 to 3875 code for a protein of 1194 amino acids. The record is from RefSeq and is a predicted model, not a curated record. Gene Ontology annotation, cellular component: cytosol.
CCUACUACGGCUCGCUUCGGAUGCAUUUUGCUUUGCCGGGGGUGUUUUGUGUUUUCCAUUGUAGCCAGAUAUGGGCGUGUUUCGCCGCAUUCGGCAUUCUGUGCUUCGUGAUCGUCCGAAGUGUCUGAUGCGCUGUUCGUUUGAUGUGACCUCCUCGAGUCAUCUUUGCGGAUCAGUGUAAGGCUCUUGUCUUGCUGGGCCGUGGUGUUUGUUUGUUUGGUUCGGUCGCCUUGCAAUGGUGCGAUGGUCGUGCGCUGCUGAAGACAACGGCAUACCAAGCUGUGGCUGCAAUGUAUCCUGUGUACACGAAUCUCAAUUCUGGAUGGGUCGGCUUAAGCGAGGCUCCUGGAACGCAAUCUGCCGCACCAUGGCAGAGACACGUGACUGCGGCUAUGUGUACUAUGCCAUUGCCCAGCUUCCCUUAUUCGCACCAAGACGAGAACUUUGUGGUUGCUGCCCUCUUUUGUGCUGUGGAGGAAGGUAACUUGGCUGGUCUGGAAGAACUCUUCUCAAUGUCCAAUAUCAACCCCAAUCAAAGCAAUAAGCAUGGAGAAACAGCUGUCCACGUUGCCUGUGGCCUGGGUCAAAUGUCAAUACUCAAACUGUUGCAUUCCAAAGGAGCAAACCUCAAGCUUACAGAUUCUCACGGGGACAGUGCCAUAUAUUGGGCAGCACGACAGGGUCACACGGACAUUAUUCAGUACCUCUGGGAGCACGGAGUCUCGGUCGACUGUCAGAAUAAAAUCGGAGAGACGGCUCUUCAUGUAGCAGCGCGCUAUGGCCAUAGACCCGCAGUCAAGUUGCUCUGUUCAUUUGGCGCAAAUGUCAACAUGACAGACGAGCACGGUGACACGGCACUGCACAUAGCGGCCUGGCACGGGUUCCCCACCAUAAUGCACGUCCUGUGUGAGGCGGGCUCGCACACUCAUCUCAGGAAUAAGGAAGGUGAGACUGCUCUUCAUACAGCUUCUGCUCGAGGUCACAUAGAGAGCGUUCGUUGCAUCUUAGAGGCUGGAGCUGAUCCAGAUGUUCCAGAUAAGCAUGGGUGUACUGCACUCCAUCUAGCACUCAGAAGGCAUCAUGUUCCAAUCGCCUUACUUCUCCUACAUAAUGGGUGCCAGACAGACAUUAUAGACAAUCACGGUGAGGCGCCAAUCCACGUGGCUGCCCGUGACGGACUGUUGCCAUUGGCCCAAACGCUUUGUGCGUUUGGUUGCAAAGUAGAUGUGCCAAACAAAGCCGGGUUGUAUCCCCUCCAUCUGGCCGCCAAAAAUGGGCAUACAGAAGUGGUUCGUUGUUUAUGCCUUGCUGGAUGUACUGUAGACCAAAAGAACAAGGAUGGCAUUCCAGCUGAGAUAACUGCUCUUGCUCAAGGACACAGUCACAUUGGCGAUCUGUUGAACAGGUUAAGAAAUGAGCAGCUCAAAGAGGAGUACAUAACCCAAAUGAUACCAGGAACGCAACCUUUGUCCCGUAUCAAGCUGAAAGUUUUCGGUCACAGUGGGGCGGGCAAGACAUCACUGUUAGAGUCUCUUAAGUGUGGGUACUUCAGCAGUUGGUUUCGAAGAUCCAAAAGCUCUCCAACAUCACCCAAGCAGAGGCCAGGUUCUGUGGCACACAGCAGUCGUUCGAGUACACCCGGAAUGGACGAGUUUAUUGUCGACACCGACAGUGAGAACAACAUCAGGACGAUUGACAUGAAUGACUCUCACAAUUCCAACGAGCUCGACAAAGCACUUACAACUCCCCGCCCUGCCAAACGGCCUGCUAUGCAAGACGUCUCGCCCGUUUCAUUUACCACAACAAAUGCAAACUACACACGAGGAAUUGAUGUUCAGCAGGUGACCGUUUCUGGAGUAGGUGAUCUAAGCCUUUGGGAAUUCUCUGGUCAUGAACCAUACCUGCUGCUGUAUGACCACUUUGUUGGGAAUGCUCACUGCAUGCACAUCGUGGUCUUUCGUGUGACGGACCCACUGGAUGUCUCUGUGAAACAAGUGUGCUUCUGGCUUUCAUGCCUGCAGGCCAGGUCACCACCAGUUGAGCCCCUAGGUCUUGGAGGAAAGAGUGCCGUUCCACUGAAGGUGGCCCUAGUUGCGACACAUGCUGACAUCCUGAACGGCCCGACUCCAAAUCGGAACCAAAACGGGGAACAUCCGCAGCAAUCUAACGCUGCAGAAUCUGAUGCUAAUGCUGUGCUUGCUGCUGUGCGCAAGAGGUUUCAGCAUGUGUUUGACUUGCACGAAUCAGUCUUUGUGCUGGAUGCCAAUGUUGUGGGUUCCCCGGCAAUGAAAUCUCUGAAACAGUAUCUGUCAAACCUCAGAGCAAGAAUAAUUCCGUGCCUUCCAAAGAGUACGGGGUUUCUGGAAUCUAUGGUGCUCCACCUUCCGAACUGGCGCAAGUCAUCACCCUCCUUUCCUGUUCUGACUUGGCGGCAGUUCAUGGACAUGGUGCAUAUUCAGGUUAAUCCUCUAGCUGGAGAGGAACAUAUGCGUGAACUCAUCCACCAGCUUCAGCUCAUGGGAGAGGUGCUGUAUAUCAAGGCAGGGAAUGAGGAUAUGGUGGUGCUUAAUCCAAAAUGGCUUUGUGGCUCAGUUAUUGGUGAGCUGCUGUCUCAAGAGCAGCUCGAACAAGCUCGUGUCACUGGGUGCUAUACUGUGGAAGACUUCCAGUUGAAAUUUCCAGAGACAGACUCGGUUGAUGUGCUUCAGGUUCUAGAAAAUCUCAAGAUGUGUACCCAAUGUGAUAAUGAUGGAGAUGUGGAGUAUGAGUUCCCAUGCUACAACUUUGUGGAAACCUUAGAUGGCCUGUGGGACAAGACAGAUCCUCGUUACAUCAACGGAGUUUAUUGUGGUGUGCAUGUGCUCCCAUUUGACGACUUUCCUCAUAUGUUGGCCAGCAUCUUCCCCAGGAUACAAGUUCAGCUGCGGAGAGCUUCGAUGGAGCACGCCGACCCUGACGUGGACCUCUACCAAUGGUUAAGAGGCAGCAAAUUCUGCAGUGGAGUCUUGGAAGGAAUGCUUACGCUAGCUGAGCAGGGAGAAGCUCUUGAAGUCAUGGUUAGGGGACCUCAUGGUUCAGCCUCCAACUGCUUCUACUUCCUGGAAGACCUCCUCACCGUUGUCGACGAUGUCUUGAGUGAAAUUUGUCCCGGGGCUCAGUUCGAACGCCACCUACUAAGUGCCACGGAUCUUCGCAACCACGUUCCUUGUCCCGCUCGAUACCCAGCCCGUCAGGUAAUGCGUGCCAUGCUCUCUGGCGGGGGCCUGGAUGCCUGCGUCUGCCAUCCCCAGACGGGUGCUCAGGAAUUAAUCGCGGACCUGCUCUGCUGCCACGACCUGACACCAGGUGGAACUCUCGUCUGUGGACCGCAGGCCCAUGCGUCACAGCUCUCACUGCUCACGCGACAGAGGUUGGGAGCCGCCUUGGAUCCUCCAGAGAAGUUGGGGCGGGACUGGUGUCUGUUGGCGGUGCAGCUCGGAAUGACCGACAGGCUGCCGGAACUCGACCCGAGCAGUGGGGCAAACUGUAAAUCGGAGGGGGCAAAGCAGAGGAGUCCAAUAGCGAGACUUUUGGGCGAGUGGACUUUAGUCAUGGACAGCACAAUGGGUCACCUCGCCAGGGCUCUGGAUGAGCUCGGAAGAGAAGAUGCAGCCGAUAUUGUCCUUGGGACAUCGCCCCUUAUUAAAGUCAACGCACCUCCGCCUGCGGCAAGCAGGGAUGAGAUCAGGAAUGGGACAUCUGCGGUGUCUGCUGCUUCGAGUUCCAAUAUCUCACGGCAUCAAGAGAAACUCAUAGACAAUUUCUUAAACUCUUUUUGCAAUGAAAAUAGGUUUCAUUCUUCAGUGCAGUGGCCGGGAUAUGACAGAGUGUGUUGAUAGAGAUUUCAUUGUGAUACAUAUUUAUUCACCAAGUGCGUACCAUGAAAGUGCUUAUGAUAUUCAGCCAAUCUUUCCAUCUUUCAUGUUGGUGCAGUGUGCAAAGUAGGUAAGACUAUGCGUGAGUGAACGGGGAUUUACCCAAUAUCUUCAUCCAAGGGGGCAACGGAAAUUUGUACUGGGGUCAUGACACCAGCAUAACAGCUAACAUCGGGAAGGGGAGGGGGUAUGACGGGGGAAAUCCCUGCGAGUCGGCAUCGCUGAACAACGUGUCUGGAAAAUUUUCUUAUCUCUAAUGGUGCUGUAACCCAUAUGCAAGACUUUUUCUAUCUUGAAACUACACUGUCAGUAGCAUGCUGCAAGUAUUGCAUAUUAAAGAGAGCUUUUUGGCUCGCACUAGGAAGCUGUAUGUCAGUCACAUACAGUUUGGACUGGGCAUGCUACCACACUUUUUUUUAUGCUAAGAAGCCUUAACUGUGCCAAUCAUCAUGUCAUUAAGUAUUGAAUUUCAUUGCCAUUGUCAUACUGAAUCCUUUUAACAGUCAUCCUCAGGCUACUUAGGUUCUCGUUGUUCUGUACGAGGGCCAUCGAUUGAGCUUGUGUCGGUGUGUUUAGUAUUCUAUGUCACUAGUCAGUAUCAAAAUUAAGAUCAUUUAAACAAUAUUUGAUAAUUGAGAGUUACAUAGCAGAGCACAUUAUUUAUGUGCUAUUUUAAAAUAUAUGCCUUUAACAAUCAUCAUCACUUUCAACUAUGUAAACAUUUUGGGGCAGUUGCAGUGAAGUUUUGGGUCUAUGCAAAAUUAUAUCAAGGUACAAGUACGAAUACACAUAUUAUGUACAUUUUGUGUGAUGCCAUUUUGUGUGAGACACAUUCAAUAAAAUUGAAGAAAUUGUCUUCAACCAUGUA